UCCGGCGGGCCCCCCGUGCCCAAGUUCCCCAUCCGCGUCACCGUCGACCCUGCCAUCGACACCAGCGGCGUCAAGGUCUACGGCCCCGGCGUGGAGCCCCGAGGGAGCCCGUUCCGGGUGCCGGUGAAGGACGUGGUGGACCCCAGCAAGGUGAAGUGUUCGGGGCCGGGGCUGGGCCCCAGCGUGCGGGCCCGGGUGCCCCAGACCUUCACCGUGGACUGCAGCUCGGCGGGGCUGGCCCCCCUCGAGGUCACGCUGCUGGGCCCCUCCGGCGAGGUGCGGAUGCCCUCGGGGAAGACGGCACGGCCCAACAUCAAGGACAACAAGGACGGGACGGUGACGGUGCGCUACGCCCCCACCGAGAAGGGGCUGCACGAGAUGGACAUCCGCUACGACGGCAACCACAUCCCCGGGAGUCCCCUCCAGUUCUACGUGGACGCCAUCAACCCACGGCACGUGAGUGCCUACGGGCCAGGACUGAGCCACGGCAUGGUCAACAAGCCCUGCACCUUCACCAUCGUCACCAAGGAUGCCGGGGAGGGAGGUCUCUCGCUGGCCGUGGAGGGCCCCUCCAAGGCGGAGAUCACAUGCCAAGACAACAAGGAUGGGACCUGCACUGUGUCCUACCUGCCCACGGCCCCCGGUGACUACAACAUCAUUGUCCGCUUCGAUGAUAAACACAUCCCGGGCAGCCCCUUCACUGCCAAGAUCACCGGGGACGACUCCAUGCGGACGUCCCAGCUCAACGUGGGCACCUCCACGGACGUGUCGCUGAAGAUCACGGAGACGGACCUGAGCCUGCUGACAGCCAGCAUCCGGGCACCCUCGGGCAACGAGGAGCCCUGCUUGCUCAAGAGGCUGCCCAACCGCCACAUUGGCAUCUCGUUCACGCCCAAGGAGGUGGGCGAGCACGUGGUGAGCGUGAAGAAGAGCGGGCAGCACGUCACCAACAGCCCCUUCAAGAUCCUGGUGGGGCAGUCGGAGAUUGGCGACGCCAGCCGGGUGAAGGUGUGGGGCAAGGGGCUCGUGGAGGGCCACACGUUCGAGGUGUCCGAGUUCAUCGUGGACACGCGCAGUGCCGGCUAUGGUGGUCUGGGCCUGUCCAUCGAGGGCCCCAGCAAGGUGGACAUCAACUGUGAGGACGUGGAGGACGGCACCUGCAAGGUCACCUACUGCCCCACUGAGCCCGGCAACUACAUCAUCAACAUCAAGUUCGCUGACAAGCACGUCCCAGGUAGGGGCGGGCGGGGGCGCCCGGAGGAUGGUGGGGUCACGGUGAAGGUGACGGGCGAGGGGCGCAUGAAGGAGAGCAUCACGCGCCGGCGGCAGGCCCCCUCCAUCGCCACCAUCGGCAGCACCUGCGACCUCAACCUCAAGAUCCCAGGGAACUGGUUCCAGAUGGUGUCGGCGCAGGCGCGCCUGACGC
This is a messenger RNA of Struthio camelus australis, 1426 nucleotides long. NCBI's taxonomy places the organism in Eukaryota, Metazoa, Chordata, Aves, Struthioniformes, Struthionidae. The record is from RefSeq and is a predicted model, not a curated record.